Molecule: messenger RNA, 2069 nt
Organism: Magnolia sinica
Lineage: Eukaryota; Viridiplantae; Streptophyta; Magnoliopsida; Magnoliales; Magnoliaceae
Product: FRIGIDA-like protein 3
Exons: 3
Coding region: 276-1796 (506 amino acids)
Source: RefSeq, a predicted model, not a curated record
GGCGGUAGUAAAUGGCUUAGCCCUGUAAAUGCUGCCGCUCGCUCGGUAUUCUCCUGCAUCUCUCCCAACAGGCGCCGCAAGGUAUUCCUCCGGGGAUGAGAUUUUUCUAGGGUUAGGGUUUUAGGACGUCUCUACGCGUUCUAGGGUUUUAGGAGAUUCAUACUAGGGUUAGGGUUUUGGUCUUUCGUUCAUAUGUUUUUAGGGUUUCGAUCGUCUCCCUUUCUAGGGUUUUUUUUCUCUCCCUCUUGUUCUUCUUAGAUCCUUUGCAGAGAUCCAUGGCUUCUCUGAAGUCGAUUUCUGCAUCCAUUCAAUCCGUUCCUUCGACGAAGGAGAAGCUUCAAAAGGCCUUUGAAGCCCUCCGAUCGCAUUCCGAAUGCCUCGCUUCCUUCAAUCUCCAAUGGCAGGAUCUUGAGGAUCACUUCGCUUCGAUCGAGAAAUCGAUCGAGCAGCGCUUCAAGGACCUUGAGUCCAAAGAGCAGCAGGCGGCCCCUGCUGCGGCGGCCGCUUUCUCCUCCGCCGUCGAGCUUGAAUCGUCGGAUGUUGUCCCACGGCCCAAGCUGAAGUCUCUCUGCGCCAAUAUGGAUGGCCAGGGCUUGCGGUUGUUUGUCAUUGCACAUCGUAAAGAUCUGCAGGACAUGCGGGAGGAGCUCAGCGCGGCCCUCCGGACUGCGUCAGAUCCCGCAAAAAUGGUGUUGGAGUCGAUGGAGGGUUUCUACCCUGUGAAAUCGAAGGGCGAUAAGGACGUCCAGCUGGCUGCAGUCCGACGUACCUGCAUUCUUCUUCUUGACCGGCUGAUGUCGAUCUCACCGGAGAUCUCGAAUGAUGUAAAGGAUAGGGCCAAGAAAUUGGCUGAGGAAUGGGAGGGGAAGGUUAGUAAAAAUGGUGAAAACCCUUUAGAGGGCGUGGCAUUUUUGCAUCUUCUGUCGGCAUAUGGCCUGGUUUCUUCUUUUGAUGUCGAUGAAUUGUUGGAUAUUGUUGUUUUCAUUGCUCGGCGGAAGCAGACUAUUGAUUUGUGCCGAUCACUUGGGCUCACGGAGAAGAUUCCCGAUCUUAUUAGGAAACUAAUAAGCAAUGGGAAGCAGCUUGAUGCUGUUAACUAUGCAUAUGCCUUCGAUGUUGUGGGGGAGUUCCCUCCUGUGCCUCUUCUGAAGGCCUACUUGAAGGAAUCAAAGAAGGUAGCCCAAGAGGUCUGGAAAAAGGGAAAUGGCUCCCUUCAGGCAGAGAAUGAGGCCAUUGCUAAAGAACUUGCUGCAUUGAGAGCAAUAAUCAAAUGCAUUGAAGAGCACAAUCUCCAGUCUGAGUAUUUGCCAGAAGGCCUUGAAAAGCGUAUUGCUCAGUUGGAAAAGCACAAGGCAGAAAGGAAGCGACCGGCACCGACGAUGCCAAAGACCCAGCAACAGCAGGCUGCAAACAAGCGUCCCCGACCAGCUUUGGUGGGCGCGGCUGGCCCCACCACUCUAACUGCACCCCUGGUUGCACAAAUUAACCAACAACCACAGCAUUUGUCUAGCCUGUUGGCUGACCGGGUCUCUCCGUACCUGCCUUCAGCCGGGCUUUAUGGCUUGGCAGGGCCUGGUGCAGGAGCUUCUGCACUCUAUGACCGUCAGGGUCCCAGCUAUCUAGGAUCACAUCUGGGUUAUGUUGGGGGCAGGAGCCCACCCAUGUCUCAUAUCUACUCCACAGAGCUAUCAUCUAGCUUGUAUGAUAAGCCUGUUGGUUACAGUGGUUACACUGCGUCUGGUGGCAUGCAGCAUGGAAGUCUGCAGCAGCCUUAUCACCAAUCAUACUAUCCUUAGAUGAGUAUGGGUUUCAAUUUUAUUUUGUUCUUUAAUUAUUAGGAAGGAACUUGUUUGUUAAUCUGGUAUGGCUUGGUCUGCCCUAGGGCACGGCCAAACCUUAUAUUUGACUACUUACCACACAUGGUGAUGCAUGGUGCAACAUGGUCAAUCAAGUUCAUGGUCAUGGCUUUGUCAUGACAGUAGUUCAUUGGCCAACAACAGCUUUGGUUUAUUUAUAUAUGUUUUCUGUCCAACUAGGUAAUGGAGGCCUUUACAGAUUUUAAUUCAGUA